This is a messenger RNA of Colletotrichum higginsianum IMI 349063, 243 nucleotides long. RefSeq lists its product as uncharacterized. The transcript has a single exon. Gene Ontology annotation, molecular function: nucleic acid binding. NCBI's taxonomy places the organism in Eukaryota, Fungi, Ascomycota, Sordariomycetes, Glomerellales, Glomerellaceae. The coding region runs from base 1 to 243 and encodes 80 amino acids. The record is from RefSeq and is a predicted model, not a curated record.
AUGGUCUGGGACUGGAUGAAAGACUACAUUGAGGAUAAAUACGGCCUCGUUGAGGCAACAAGUUACAAUCAGUUACAUUACUGGGUUAAAGAGGCCUGGCGGGAGCCCCGAGAAGGCUUCCUGGCUGGCCUCAUUGCCAGCAUGCAUGAUCGAUGCGAGGCUGAUAUUCAAGCCGGUGGGAUGCAUGGGAAGCUGUUUUUGAAGCCGGUGGGAGGCAUCCUCGGAAUUAAGAUUAACACCUAA